AUGGCCGUACAAGCCCGAUAUUUUAUAAAUGGGCAUAGAUAUUCGUCAGGAGAGGGAAUACGAAUAAGUAAGUCGACUUAUGAAAGAUUUUAUAUUUUUUCAGGAGGAGACAGAGAAAUUGAGGUCUGCGAAAUAGAUUAUGAUGAUCAAGUCAUCAUAAAUAUCCAGGCUCCAAUAGCACCUCCAACGGAUAGCGGCGCCGAAAUUGUCUCUGUGACAAUUUCUAAGGAUCAGGAAUCAGACUGCCAAAUAGACUAUGGCGACCAAGUCAUCACAAAUAUACAAGCCCCAAUAACACCACUAGCGGAUAUUACACAGCUCAUUCCGUAA
This is a messenger RNA of Bursaphelenchus xylophilus (pine wood nematode), 330 nucleotides long. The record is from the annotation of a GenBank genome assembly. NCBI's taxonomy places the organism in Eukaryota, Metazoa, Nematoda, Chromadorea, Rhabditida, Aphelenchoididae.